GAAUGAUUACCGCAGAGUUGGCGGUGAUCCAGCUCUACAGUCAUGAGUCGCAGAUCUCAGCUUUGACUCAAAGAAACUGUGAACUGAGCGGGGCGGACACUAAAGCCGUCUCCGCGGAGCGCAGGGUGGAAUCGACUGCCGUGGACAAGUGCGACGGCCACAUGCUUCGACUAUGUCACGCAGCUGAUAACAGACAGAGGAGACAACCCAUGUCCAGGAUUUGGGUGUGAGACACAAUGUCUCUCUUACUGACGCUUUUCCUCCUCAGUCUCCUGCUCGGGAUUGUCUUAUGUGUCAUUUUCAGGUGGCUUAUUUGCACUCUAGCUGUGCGAUUCUUCCAAACUGCGUUCAAUGCGGAUCUGAAGAUCAAAUCAGUAGGGCUGUUUUCUGUCCAAGGAGUUAGCAUCCAGUUUCACCCCCAGCAUACUCUGGAAAUUGACAGAAUAUGGAUUUCAAGUAAACUUCUUAACCAGGAUUUGCCGAGAUAUCUGGCAUUAUGUGUUGGUGAAACAAGAAGCAGAUUUGACUUGAAUGCUCCCCUGAAGCCUUUGGUCAAGAGGAGCCAUGGCAAGAAACCUAGGAGAAUUUCAGUCAGCCCCACAACUCUACGCUUCCUGUCGCAGCUGUUGUCAUUCCAUGUAAGCUCCAUCAAUGUGAUGGUGCUCAACCUGGGACUGUCAGAGUCUCUGUGGCACAUGACUGUUGCAGGCAUCACCUUGUUACUUGACCAUCAAAAUAAAAGGUUGGCAUGGGACCUGUCAGUUGGGCAGCUAAGCAGUAAAGUGCUUAAAAGCAGUCAGUUGGACAUAUGUUUGGCUGAAAUGGCCCUGAGCCUGCUGCUGUCUGGAGACGUGAGCCUACCUGAUAUGAAGCCAGGUUGUCUGUCCCUGAGUGUGAGGACGCUCAUAGCAGAGCUGCAUGAAGGACUAUUUCAAAGCCACUUCCUGUUCCCUGUGUCUCCACCCAAAAGUCAACAUGAAGCUUCUCUAGAGAAAGUACAUGAGUGUGAAAACACCCAGUUCAUCCAGACUGAGGCUGUGGAAAAAUUUCAUCAGCUGGUUCCUCACAAGGUCAACGUGGAAUUUGAUAAUACGAAUGUAACCCUGUCCAUGCACAGCCAGAAAAGACACCUGAACUGGACUUUAAAGUCUUCAAAGAUCUGCUAUGAGCGGGAUGAUGAGCAGCUUCCACUUAAAAGCUUCACUCCUGAGUUGAGCUUUCCUCAGAGCAGUCUUGAAGUCUUUCUAGAGGAUGGACUGCUCCUCUCUCAGAGUAGGCAAAGGAUCCUUUGUGUGAACACUCUUAAGACAGCCCUGCAAGUUUCAUCAGUCGACAUCUCUGGGUCAUUUGCAGUCAACACUUGUAUCAUUCACUAUCGUCAUCAGGAGUUCUCCCACUGGCUAAAUCUAUUUCCUUGGGAACAGCUGAUCCACAGGAAAGCAGCACAUAGAAAAAGUCCAGUAAAUUAUUUUCCCAACCUCUGUUUUUUUAGGCAACUUCCUCACCUGGAUGCUCCUCUAAUGAUCACCUCCUCUGUGUCCAAUGUUAACGUGUCUAUUCAGCUUGGAGACACCACAUCUUUUGCCCUCGGCUUUCUGUCUGCCAUUGCAGAACUGCAGCAUCUUCUUGACAUUAAAGUUGACAAAGAAGAAUCUCAAAACAUGCACCAGCGUGCCUCACUGUCCCUGGACAACUUCUGGUGGAGAGUGGGUCAAGGGUCCCACAUCCAGCAAGCACCUCACCCACCUGGUAAACAUGUGUGGGGAGAAGCACUAAUUCUAGACUCCUUCAGCCUUCAGGGGAGUUUCAAUCGACCCAACACAGAGUUGAGGAGUCCGUCUUCAAGUCUAAGCUUGGAGUCCAGACUGAAAGGACUUCAGGUGGAGCUUUCAGAGACUUGUGCACUCUGUUUGUCUCGCCUGCUGUCCCUUAUUUGUAUCCCCCGUGACAAUGGGCUACAGCCUUCAGAUGUGACCUCUUCCACUGAUGAGACUGUACACCUUGUCACCACCUCGCCACAUCAGCUGCUGUUUAAACUGGACUGUCGUCUGGAGGAUGUUAACGUGUUCACACUGUCUAAUCUUGCAGGAGCUGUGUCAUUGCGGAUGGACACCGUGGGAGUCCUCUGCUCUGUUGAGAGCACCAGGGUGUCUCUGCACGGUGUUAGUUUGUCUGUGGUUAAGAUGAUCUCAGAAAACAUGGAAACAUGUUUCCCCGCUUCACAAACUCCUAACCCUGUACUCCAACUCAUCGCGAUAGCCUUCUGUUACCAUGUGACCACCCACACAUUAGAAGUUCAGUGUGAAGAGGAGAUCUUGGUUGAAUGGACACCACCAGAUCACAUGGUCUUAUAUCAGCACACAACUGAAGCUCGGGCUUGUUGGCAGAUGCUUUGUGGUGGGGAUCAUCAAAUCAAACCUGCAGAGAGCGUUUCAGGUCAGAGUAGGGGCUCCUGUGUGCGUGUCGAGCUUGGCCGUACUCGUUUAACAGCUCACGUCGGCGAGCAGAAUUAUGUCCUCCUGCACACAGAUGCCCUCCAGCUAUCCAAACACUCUGGUUCCAUGCAAAUACGCUCCCCUUCUCUGAUUCUAAACUUUGAUGGCAACAACAUUGUCACCUUCAAAGAUCUGGAAGUUGAGACACACGCGGAGCUGACUGAGAUGCAUCUGCACAGAGACACUUUUCCCUUUCUUACUACCACUCACAACCGUGUCUGGGUUCUCACAUGCCCUUCCCUGGCGGUUGAGUUUCCCUACCAGUACAACUUCUCAAACACCUUUGACAUGGCCAUUAGUGUACAAAAGUGGCUGAAGUCUCUACAUGGUACCUCAAGGGACUCCUCUGUUGUCCAACGUCUGCCUCCUGACCUCCUGUUCAAAAUCAAGCAGUUUUCAUUUGUUUUCCUGGAUGACAUAUUUGAAAUCAAGCUGCGAGACAACUAUGAACUGAUGAAGGACGAGAGUAAAGAAAGUGCCAAGCGUCUGCAGCUUCUGGAUAAGAAGGUGGGAGAUCUGCGCAAGCAACACGGAGAACUCCUGCCGGCUAGAAAGAUAGAAGAGCUGUACACUUCGCUGGAGAAAAAGCAUAUCGAGAUCUACAUCCAGCGUUCACGUCGCCUCUAUGCAAACACACCCAUGAGAAAGUCCCUGCUGACGUGGACUGUGUCCGACUUGGAGCUACUAGCACUGGCAGACCAGUCUCUCCAUGGGCCUGAGAGGGUGAGAGAGCAGCUGAGGGACAUUGAUGGGAUCAGCCCCUUCCCCAGAGAUGGACUCCCACUGGUGGUCCAGUGGUGCCGUGCAGUGAAGUUUAAACUGUCCUUGUUUCUGGUGAGAAUUCGGGACUACCCACGCUACCUGUUUGAGCUCCAGAACUGGGAGCUGUCAGGCCGUCUGAUUGGCACAGAGCAGGAUGGACAGACAAGAGCUUGUCGCAAGGAAAUUGUCUCACUUGGUGCUCCUUGGGGAGAUGUGACAGUUCACAGAAAUAUGCCACCACUCAAGUUCUACUAUGAUUUCAAAUCCACCAUCUCUCACUACACCAUCGUGUGGGGGCCGUGUUGGGAUCCGGCCUGGACUUUGAUUGGGCAGUCAGUUGACCUGCUGACCAAACCCACAGUUGAUCCUUCACCUCUUCUGGCUUGGUGGGACAAAAGUCGUCUUUUGCUGCAUGGCCACUGGGUCAUGGACAUCGAACGAGCCAAUCUUCAUCAAUUAGCCACAGAGGACCCUUACAACACUACAGAAAAUCUGCACUGGGAGUGGGAUAAACUGAACUUUCACUGGAACCCUGGGCAGUUUGUUUUUAAAGGCAACCUGGAUGUAAACGUCAGAACAGCAUCAAAGUAUGAUGAUAUCUGUUUUUUACACCUGCCCGACCUUUGUAUGACCCUUGACCUCCAAUGGCUUUGCCAUGGCAACCCCCAUGACCAUCAUGCUGUAAUGCUCUGCAGUGCAGAAAACAUUGCAGACAUAACCUCAGGACAACCUCAUGACUCCUACAGAGCCUUUCGAUCAGAAAAUCUUAAUCUCUCAAUCACCAUGGACCUUAACCAGCAUUGCUGCACAGAAUCGUCCCAGCCCCAAAUCCUGUUGUACAGCAGUACCCUCCGCUGGAUGCAGAACUUCUGGGCCACCUGGACAGGUGUAUCUCGACCAAUCUGCAGAGGCAAGCUCUUCCACAGCCUCAGGCCGGUCCGCAAGAAGCUGGGUCAGCAUUACAAGCAGAUGUCCUACACUGCUGCCUUUCCCAAGCUACAAGUGCAUUACUGGGCCUCCUUCGCCCAGCAGAGAGGUAUCCAAGUGGAGUGCAACAAAGGCCACAUCUUCACUCGUGGGACACAAAGACUCAUUCCACAGGCUGGUACGGUGAUGAGGAGACUGAUCUCUGAAUGGAACGUGACUCAGAUGGUCAGUGAGCUGUCUGAAGUGACAGUUCACCUAAUGGCCUCGACCUGGGACGAGACUGCUGACCAUCCGAUGAAUGCUCAGGUGAAGAAGACCCACCUGCUCAGCUUGUCAUCGCUGAGCUACCAGCGCCAGAGCAACCGCAUAGAGGAGGAGGUGAACACAAACAAUGAAGCAAAUGCCUUUUACACUCACAAACUGCACCUGGUGGACCUGCGUGCUUCCUGGACCACCACUAACAGGAACAUAGCCUUUGGUCUGUACGACGGUUACAAAAAGGCUUCUGUCCUGAAGAGAAACCUCUCCACUGAAGCUUUGAAAGGUCUGAAAAUUGACACACAGCUCCAGGCCAAGAAGCUGAAGCGCUCUCCCUCCACCCACUCUUGCAUCACAACCCCUUCCACACCUGUUACACCCACUGUCAGUUGGGCAGAUAAAAGUCCACAUGAAGGAACAUCAAUGCUCCAGAAACUGAUUGAUGCACCGGACAAGUUUGUAGUGUUUUCAGAGGAGGACUCCGGUGUCAGUGACCAGCUGUGUGGCAUUGCAGCCUGUCAGACAGAUGAUGUCUAUAAUCGCAACUGGUUCAUUGAGUUGGUCAACUGUCAGAUGAUGUUGCGUGGCGCAGAGACGGCAGGCUGCGUGCUGGUGUCUGCAGCGAAGGCUCAGCUGCUGCAGUGUGAGCACCAUCCUGCCUGGUACAAUGACACCCUGAAGCAGAAAACCACCUGGACCUGUCUGCUGGAUGGCAUGCAGUACUUUGCCACAAUGGAACCCAAUCCAUCUGAGCACGAGGACAGGCAGCUGUGGCUGGAGGUAAAAAACAUAGAGGAACACAGGCACCGUAACGUGGACUCUGUGCUGGAGCUGAUGGAGAGUGGUCAGGCUGUGGGAGGAAUGGUUAGCACUACUACAGACUGGAACCAGCCCGCCCAGGUGAACGAAGCACAGCAAGUUCAGCGCAUCAUCUCGCGGUGCAGCUGCCGAAUGCAUUAUAUCAGUUACAGCCAUGACAUCAACCCAGAGCUUGCCACACAAAUCAAACCACCAGAGCUGAGGAAUAACCAUGAAAAAGAGGAUCUGCUGAAAAAACAGGCUGGAGCUGUGGAUACAUUCACUCUGAUCCACCAUGAUCUGGAGAUAUCUACCAACCCUGUUCAGUAUGCCAUGAUCCUUGAUAUUGUCAACAACCUGUUGUUGCAUGUGGAGCCCAGACGAAAGGAGCACAGUGAGAAAAAGCAGAGAGUACGUUUCCAACUGGAAAUUUCUAGUAACCCAGAGGAGCAACGCAGCAGUAUCUUGCAUCUCCAGGAGGCCGUGAGGCAGCACCUAGCUCAGAUAAGACGCCUUGAGAAACAGAUUUACUCCAACACCAGGGCACAGGCUGAGGAACUGAGCUGUGAUGAACUGACGGAGAUCAACACAAGACUACAGAACCAGCUAAACCAGGAGAAGAAUGACAUGCAGAUGAAGAGCGAAGAACUCAACAUUCUCAUCAGAUGUUUCAAGGACUUCCAGCUGCAACGGGCAAACAAGCUGGAGCUGCGUAAGCCACCAGAAGACGUGAGUGUCGUAAGGAGAACAGAGAUCUAUUUUGCCCAGGCCCGCUGGUGCUUGACUGAAGAGGAUGGACAGCUUGGUAUUGCUGAGCUGGAGCUGCAAAGGUUCAUGUACAGUAAGCUGAACAAGUCUGAUGACACAGCGGAGCACCUUUUGGAGCUAGGAUGGUUCACCAUGAACAACCUUCUGCCAAAUGCAGUAUACAAGGUUGUACUCCGUCCUCAGAGCGCCUGUCAGUCCGGGCGCCAGUUUGCUUUGCGUAUUUUCAGUAAAGUGCGGCCUCCUGUGGGCGGGAUUUCAGUAAAGGAGCACUUUGAGGUGAACGUGGUGCCUUUAACCAUCCAGCUGAUGUACCAGUUUUUCAAACGGAUGAUGGGAUUUUUCUUUCCUGGGAGAAAUGUGGAGGAGGAAGAAGUGACUGAUGAGGAGGACAAAUUCAGAUUGGUGACUACUGGUAUCCCCGUUAAACCCCGGCAGUCGUCAGAGGACACUUUGGGUGCUAUGGGGUCCGGUAAAGGUGUCACCCAGGGAUUGAACCGCACUGCUGGUGUUCGAAGGUCAUUCAGGAAACCUCCAGAGCAUCCUGUUGAUGACAUAGACAAAAUGAAGGAGAGAGCUGCUAUGAACAACUCCUUCAUCUACAUCAAGAUUCCACAAGUCCCCCUGUGUGUCAGCUAUAAGGGAGAAAAAAGCAGUGUGGACUGGAAGGACCUGAACCUGGUCCUGCCUUGUCUGGAGUACCACAACAAUACCUGGACCUGGCUGGACUUUGCCAUGGCUGUCAAAAGGGACAGCCGGAAAGCCCUGGUAGCACAGAUGAUAAAAGAGAAACUGCGGCUGAAGCCGGCUUCAGGCUCGGACCUGCGGGGGAAGGCGUCUGAGGGGAAAUCUGAGGGGAACAACCUGCAGCAGCAGGAGGAAGAUGAGAAAGCACGACUCCUCAUCGGGCUCAGCACGGGAGACAAGACCUCCAGCAAGAAGAGCAUCUUCAGCCGACGCAAGUGAAAGUCAGAACACGCUUACAGCAGAGCAGGCUUUGACUGAAUCUGCAAAAGCAGCUCAAGCAGCGGGUUAGUGGAGGCAUUAGGGAACAACUGUGUAAGGGAUCAAAGCGUCUCUGUCUAUCGCGGUAAAAAGGGAGAUGGUGGAGCUGAUCAGCUCGUCUUGAAAUACUGAGUCAUACCAGCCUGCUGAAAUACUGGAGCAUCUCAAAUUCAUAUCACUGUUCCAGGAUCAGUAGGAUACCACUUAGACCAGACCUAUAUUAUGGUCUUUUCCUUGUGCCAUUUAAAGUUUUACUUUGAAAAUCAUAACUACUUAAGCUGCGUUGAAGGCAGCUAUGAAGGGUUACAGUAUGUAGCUGAGAUUUUACUGUUAACAGUUUGCUGUUAACUGUGAUCGGCAGUUAAUUUUCCUGCUGGCUCAGGAACUAACGGAGUCUGCCAGAAUAAACAGAGCUACAUUCAAAGCACCUUCAACGCCGUCAGCUGUUAAACAUUUUGGAAAUGCUAUAAAUUUACUGGGUAUUUACUGGGUAGUAUGUUUUACUGAUUAAAGCUUCUAGAAGUCGACCCUGGCUGCAUGUCUGUCACUGACAGGAAGGCCUGAUUCCACAGAAGGGGAGAUUAUCUAUUUUACCUGUAAAUGAUGGGCUGCAUCCUUCAGCCAGCCACUCAGUGCAAUGAGCAGGGAAUCGUUUUAAUGUUGUGUAAUGUGGCACUUGGUCUGGUGUUAUUCAGGUGUGUGGAUGUUGUGGUUUUAACACUAAUGCACUUUUAUCCAAAGUAUUUUGAUAUUUUUAUAACCACAGUUGUUUUCUCUUAAUUAACCUUCAAUUCAACGCGUUAUUUCAGUCACACUUCUAUCAAUGAGAAGAACAAAUCGGCCCGAACAUUUCAAUCGCACAGAUCGUAUCACACAAGCAGAUGUAUUCACGUUUGUCUUAGCUCUGUAACUUAUUGUUUAUCUGUCAAUAAAAGUGUUGCAGUCCCUCA
Betta splendens (Siamese fighting fish) is the source of this 7960-nucleotide messenger RNA. Its product is annotated as bridge-like lipid transfer protein family member 2. The record is from RefSeq and is a predicted model, not a curated record. The coding region runs from base 237 to 6971 and encodes 2244 amino acids. The transcript is spliced from 40 exons. NCBI's taxonomy places the organism in Eukaryota, Metazoa, Chordata, Actinopteri, Anabantiformes, Osphronemidae.